This is a messenger RNA of Malassezia pachydermatis, 1614 nucleotides long. RefSeq lists its product as hypothetical. The transcript has 2 exons. Lineage: Eukaryota; Fungi; Basidiomycota; Malasseziomycetes; Malasseziales; Malasseziaceae. The record is from RefSeq and is a predicted model, not a curated record. The coding region runs from base 1 to 1614 and encodes 537 amino acids.
AUGAGCGGCAUCGACCCAGGGCCACUCCUCGAGGCCGUGCUGACCUCGAUUGAUGAGGUCAGUGCAGCGUACAUGGCAUGGAAUGCGGCAUCGCCGGGAUGGGACGCUGGUCCUGACUUGGAAUGGCGUGAGGGCGCCUUGGUCGCGACGCAAGCGGCUGUGGCUCGAACGCAAGUGCCGGUCGUAGCAGAGCUAUGGCCUGAGCGCACUGGACAGCCGCUGCCAGGCCUGGCUGCCUUUCGACAGGCUGUACAGGCCGAAUAUGAAUACGUCACAGGUACUGGGACGAUAGAUACGUCUACAAGCAAUGCAUCGUACUUGGUGGCCUUCUGGAGCGAAGUAUUGCAUGCGCUGUGUAGUUACGGACCAGUGACGACCCUGAACGUAACGCGAGCAGCCUCAAAGCCCAAAGGUAAGCGAAAAAGUUAUGACGCAGGGCCCACUACGUCGCCUAUCCAUAUUGUCGGGCGACAGGGCACCCAUUGGAUUCGUCUCCUUCCUAUUCGCUUGGAUGCUUUGUUGCGGGAAUGGCAAGAAAUGGACCAUGUGCUCGCCAAUAACAUCGAAGCAGACGAAAACAGUGCUGUUCCGCCUACGUCGAUUGUCCAGGCAGCGCGAGAGAUGCUCGCGGCGCGGACCACAGAGAGUGUGGAGCUUGUCCUCACACGGCUGUCUCCCGCAGACGUAGAGCCUUCGUCUGGUGAGGUAGCACAACGUCUAAACGACACAGUGCGUGCAGUGGAAGCCAUGGGUGUCCAUGUUCGCAUGGGCGCCUCCAAGGCCGUGCCUCUGCAUAUCCAACUACCACGCCCUCCCCCGCCGCAAGUAUGGCAUCCCACGCGGACCAUCAAUGUGGAUGUUAGUGCAAUGAUUGCGCUUUGUAGCGACCUCUCGCAUGGAUACACGCGGGGCCUGGAAAUUCAUGCGAACCGCGCUUUGUCCUUGCAGGCCCAGCACGAAAACGACAUGCCGUUGUGGCAGCAUUUGCUGGAUUAUGCGUCAGGCCCUCUUCACCUCGUGGCCACCCCUGAUACGCUGGCUAAAUUUACUUCGAUUGUGGAUGCGGUGGCCUCGCCACGUGAGAAAGAACGGGCUCUCUGGCUAUGUGGACAUCGACAAGGUCUCCGCCCCUGGGGCCCUUUCCAACGUGAAUGGGAAGAGUGCCUGCCUUUGCCGGUACGCACCCUAUCGAUCGAGACCUUGCCGGUGAUCCCGGAAGAACAAGUGCAAUCCCAAGCUUAUGCAGAUGCACUUGCCACAUUGAAAGGUCGUACACGUGCCAAGUCCUUAGGAACAUCGCCUCAUACGUGGCAAGCGCUGCAAUAUGGACUCGCCCUGGGAUACACAACAUUGUUGGCCCAUGCGAACGGCAUCGAAGAGCUUUUACAGACGGCUGGCCCGCUCUUAAGUGCCUUGGAUGCUUCGCCGCACGCAUUGUUCUGGGUUAUUCAACCGCGGUCCUUUGUGACGCAUAUGACGCAAGCUGCAUCGAUGCCAAGUAUGCGGUCUGACUCGGCCUCCUCUACAUCUAAUUUGCUGGCCAGUAGUGAUGCUGUCUCGCCACUUCGGCCUACGAUGGUCGGUAACAGCAUGGAAAUGGCUACAAGGACCUGA